GCCACCUGCAUAUACUUAACUUUAAAAUGCUGUGACAUGUAAAUAUAUAUUAUUUAAUACUCCAUACUUACAUACAUCGGUAUACCUACGCCAUCCGUUGGGGCGUGGACUGGUCAGCUUGGCCAGCAGAGCUAAGAAACAGGGUGAGCGAGCAGAGAGUGAGGUGAAGCUGUAGGCGAGUAGGUACAUAAGUACAUUCAGGUCUAGCCCAACUGCCUACAUGGGUAUUCUCAUAUGCCCUACCUACUCUGUCUAUUUAGGUUAGGUACAUGCGGACUUGCACUUACAUAAGGAACAUGUGCCCCUCAACGCGCUUUGGGAAGACUGGACGCGUGAAGUCAUAGAUAAGAAUUUUAUGAGGUACCUUCUAGCGGGUUUACUGAAGGAAGGUACCUACCCCAGCUAUAAUCACUUCGUGCCAGUACAGAACAGCGCGCUAAUCAAUCAAUCCAUGUACCAAAGGUAGGUAUCUACAUACCUAUGUGUGUAUGGGAGAUAAUAUCGAGUACCUACAGUAUAUCGCUUCAUUUGUCUACCUGUUGCUCUCCCGGGACUUUAAUCAACAUCGUUCGGCGGUUUCUUUCUUUUUUUCUUUUACUGGUAUUGUUUCUACGUACAUGGCGUAUCUCUCAGUCUCUAAUUCACAUGUCUACAAGUGUGCAGGAUUCAGACGCGUCGCGUCUGCCGCUGGCGAUUGCGUCUUCCUGCACCGACUCUCCUUUUCGUCAUGGCAGUAAAAUCACAAGCUCGCCAUGCGAAACCAGCAGGUCAAAACUCGGUGAUUCCCCAGCCAUGCAGGAACUCCUUCGUCCGUUGAUCGUCAUCAAGCCGCAUCCUCCAAAACUCACCAUUAAACCUCGUAGUCUCCAACCAUUGAUGCUUCUACCGCGCGAACACCUCCGUCUCUCAUUCUUAGAUCUCUCUUCACCGUAUGGGAGCUUCGAGUCUUCAGCCUCCUUCGAGGCCAAUGUCAGGAUUUUAGAACUCGAAAGUCGCAUGGGCAACCGACCAGUUGUUUUGAUCGCUCGACUUGAGAGCAACAGAAGUGUCUAUGCCAUUGAACGCCAGGCCAGUGCUCUGUAUGCUCUGUGUCACUUGGGUUCCUGGGUUGAUCUUGAACAGCUUAGUGAGCUGGCCACUGUCUCCUGUCCAGCCUUGAUACGGCAACAGCCACUACUGCCCCUAGCACCAGUGGCACAAGCACCCCUGACGACCCCUCAAAUAUCCCACACCAACAAGAAGAGGCGCCUUGCCAUAGAAGCUAUUCAGUCUCUUGUCAAAAAACCAACAAGAUCCCGGUCUAUAUCUGCAGUGUCCCAAGCUGGAGAUUUGAGACCGCCUACACCUAUUCAAAGAGGCGGUACAGCUGAUGUAGACAGCGUAGCAAGAAUCCACGAUGUACCAGCCCCUGGCGACUCUACUCAAAAGCUAGGUACAGAGACGCGUAUUGAUGCGUCACAUGAUCAGGACGAGACACUCGAUAUUCCCACUGCUGAGGGUCUCUUUGACAACAUUCGAAAUCAGUAUUUUGAAGCUCUGUAUCAUUCAAUGGGGUCUUUAGCAUACUUCGCCAAAGGGCCGCUAUCUCGAGCGCGUGCUGCUUUUCAUCUAGAUUGCGACUCCACAUUAGAAAUGAGUGAUCUAGUGGAGUUCCUCAAAGGCUUGAUUAUGACAACGGCUCAAAUUGACAAGAAAUACCGCGAGGCAGUCCCAGGAAUCCAGUCAGAAAUGAAGGCGGUUAUCGAAGAUUCUGAGGUGGAGCAAGAACAAGGGAAAAGCAAACCAAGGAAAAGAAAAGCUAAGAAGAUGAAGAUUGGAAAGGAUGGUUUGUACCCUGAUGAAGAUGGACAUGUCCGAAGAUGGUGGGCCGUCCAUAAGCCUUCCCCUAAUGACGAUGAAGAGUCGUCGACUACAAAGUCCACCGAACAACAAGAUACCAAACUGCAGACAUCCAUGUUACGGUCUCGAGAAACGCAGCUACAGAUGAUAAUAAUUCUAGAGAUCCUCUCCUUAGAGCCCAUGGUGACUCGGGAAAGCACGAAUGAGUCGCAGCUCCCAGGCAUGCCUCCUGUGGGAGAGCCCUUAGAUUCGCCCAAAGACCUUCCGCCCAAGAAACGAAAUAAACACAACCUUCCAUUUCUCCUCGAUGUGCAUGCCGAUCGACUAUGUAUUUGGCAUUCUACAGCGUUGGAUGAAAUCAAUAUAAAUGAGUCUCAAGCUGGCUCCAGACCAGAUUCACGAAGAUCUUCCAAGUCCACCUCUGAUCCUCUCAAAGAUUUCUGCGUCGAUAUCAUCGUGCCAUUCUUCUCAGCAAGGCUUCCCGAACAAUGUGACUCAAUUAACAAGAAGCUCGGCGGCCCGGUAAUGAUGCCUCCCAAAUCAGCUCGUAAAACUGACGUAACGCCCAAGGCGAAAUCCAAACCCGGUGGCGUAGCAAAGCGUCCGUUACUUUCGAAAUCCACCCGGAACCUUGAAAGUUUUCUUUCUAAAGAGACGGAAAGGAAUCGUCGAAGCAUGUCUCGCGGUCCGAGCGGAGCAAUCGCUUUGAUGCGAUCCGCAAGCACACCAACCAUACCCUUAUUGAAGCGAGAAGCGAGCGAGCCGUUAUCCUUGGCGAGCAUACCAAAAGCGGAUGCGAGCACAUCGCAAGGUCAACAUUCGUCGUAUACUGACCCGAUGGCUGCUAAGCGCAGAGCGGAGAACAAGCAGAAAAGAGAUGCUUUCGUAAAAGCAGAACUGCAGUCUGCUAUCUCCACAUUAAGGCGACCGAACAGAGAGAGUGUUGGGAAAGCCAUGGCCGAGGCAGAUGAGAGGCGGACCGUUACAAGUCUAUCACAACUCAGAAAAUCUAGGAAACCAACACAGUACAACAGAUUCCAGAAUGUUGUUAAAGCAACACCAAUUGGAUCCCGGUUCCAUGAUAUCUUGGCAAAGGAGCGUGACUCGCAGUCAUCAAUGUCGCAACGAUUCAAUGUGAUAGAAGAGGAGCAGAUUCUACCAUCUUCGUCAAUGGUACCAUCAUCAGCGCCCAGGAAGCGGAGUCGGGAAGCAGCUUUUGGAAGUGAGCCAGCAGCACAGUCAGUGCUCGUUACAACAUUGCCGGCGGAUCAUAUCAUAGCGACACCUGCAAAAACAACUGCCUUUGCCUGCAACUCCCUCUCUGCACCUCAGCCUGAUGAAGGGCUCGUCCUGGCAUCAUCGCCCGUAAUGUCCCGAAAAUUUCCCCAACCGAUCUUUGCGGCCAAAUCUAGACCUGCUACAUUAGGGCAUAGAGACAGUGGUAUCGAAAUGCCCCAAUCUCCGGGUGAAGCUAAUGUCUUGACCGAGACGCCCGUAAAGCUGUUACAGAACAACUCCAUUGCUUCACUGGACCAUUAUGUUACUAUAACCCCUCUGAAGAAAAGGAUGCUGAGUAACGGCGAUGAUGUAUCUAUAAAUAUGAAUAAGACAAACAACAACGCCAAGGAUAACGUCGAAAACAAAAAGGGUAAGAAGAUGACUAUAUUUGAGCGAUUAGGGUGGGACGACGAUUACGACGAUCUAGCAUAGUCGAUCAUGUGGAUUUAUAUACGAAAGAUCAUCGCAAACCAUAAGAGAAGAGCCAAAAAUUAAUGGAAUUGCGAAGAAAUGAGGAGGCGAGGGUUCAUAGAUUAUCAGCAUGAGAAAACACGAGUGAUGAAGCGCUACGAAUCGAGCAUUUACGGCAUUAGCACGGCAAGCAUGGAAAGGGGCUUUGGACGUUUCAAGCAGGGUUUCUAAAGAGGAUAUAAAUAUUUGCAUGUCUCCUCGCAUAUUCGCCGAUAGCGAAUGAAAGGAGUUGAGGGUUCAAGGGGCUACAAUAUUUGUUUACUUAGCAUGGUUAGAAGAUAAAAUAAUUUGGUGGCUUGGUCUCUGGACACUUGCUUGCU
This is a messenger RNA of Xylaria bambusicola, 3908 nucleotides long. RefSeq names its product DNA replication regulator SLD3-domain-containing protein. The record is from RefSeq and is a predicted model, not a curated record. The transcript is spliced from 6 exons. Gene Ontology annotation, cellular component: DNA replication preinitiation complex. The coding region runs from base 481 to 3549 and encodes 1022 amino acids. NCBI's taxonomy places the organism in Eukaryota, Fungi, Ascomycota, Sordariomycetes, Xylariales, Xylariaceae. Gene Ontology annotation, biological process: DNA replication initiation.